AUUUAAUAGAUAAGUUAGUUUAUUUUUAUUGUGCUCUACAUUUAAUUACUUGUUAAUAAGAUUGUUAAAUAAAGGUUUAUUACAAAGCAAAUUGAAUGUUUAAUGGGGAUAGUUCUUUGAUACGGACCCUGCCGAAAUGACAAUAAUGAAUUAAUGACAUUUGAAACGUCAGUUUGACAGCAUGCCCUGCUUGUCAAGCUCGAGCGUGUGUUUAUAUUUUUCGAAAAUAAAUGUUUCCUUUACCUACCAUUCUAAACAAAUUAACAGUGUGUCCAUUUGUUUGAAUAAUUAUUAAAGUCAUUUUGAUGUUCUUAAUCUUAAUUACCAAUACAUAGUUGAUUGAAAAUGUCGGGUGAUGCGACGGCAGGCGCGUCGCAAGUGGUGCUGGUGACGGGCGGCUACGACCACACCAUCAAGCUAUGGCAGGCUCACAGUGGCGUUUGCUUGCGGACCAUGCAACAUCCGGAUUCGCAAAUAAAUGGCCUAGAAAUAAGGCCCGAUGGCCAGAUGGUGGCCGCAUGCGGAUACCAGCACAUACGCAUGUAUGAUCUCGCUAGCACCAACCCAGACCCUGUUAUGAACUAUGAGGGUGUAAGCAAAAAUGUUUCUAGAGUUGGAUUCUCGGAAGAUGGCAAAUGGAUGUAUACAGGAGGUGAAGAUUGUACAGCUAAAAUUUGGGAUAUAAGAGUGGGCCGACAGUUCCAAUGCCAGCGAAUCUUCCAAGUGCCGGCACCGGUGAACGCUGUGAUCAUGCACCCCGACCAGACGCAGAUAAUGGUCGGCGACCAGAGCGGCAUUAUCCACGUGUGGGACCUGCGCACCGACCAGAAUGAACAGCUGAUACCAGAAGCGGAAGCGUCGAUCCAGGACAUCGCGAUCGACCCGGAGGGCCGCAUGAUGGCGGCCGUGAACAACAAGGGCAGCUGCUACGUGUGGGCGCUGGGCGGCGCGCCGCCGCGGCCCGUGCCGCGCAAGCACCUCGUCGCGCACAAGAAGUACGCGCUGCGCUGCCGGUUCAGCCCCGACUCCACAAUGCUCGUGACGACGAGCGGCGACUGCACGGCGCGCGUGUGGCGCACGAGCGACUGGGGCCUGCAGCGCGAGCUGCGCCACGACUCGCAGCGCUGGGUGUGGGACUGCGCCUUCAGCAACGACGAGCGCUACCUCUUCACCGGUUCAUCGGACAGCUACGCGCGGCUGUGGGACCUGGAGAAGGGCUCGCUGGAGCGCGAGUACUGCGGCCACCAGAAGCCCAUCACCGCGCUCGCCUUCCGCGACCAGGCCGUCUAGGCGUCCUUGUCGCUCAUAUCCGAAGCCUCUGAACGCACGCCAGACGUUGGGUUCACCAAUUUAUGAUAACCAGUGUAAAAAUAUGGGUGCACGUAUCUUACACUAAAAUAUUAUACGUUCCAUAAGCUCUUAUGUCGGCGAACUCUUUGGACGUGUGCGCGUUGUCCACAAAUGAAACCUGAUACCUUACGCGAGCGGCCUCAGUGUCUGCUGCACGGUCCAGGUUACAAACAUUUAAAAGCCAUUGUUUCAAAAAUAUAUUUACUUGACUCUAAGACACCCGCGUAAAUAUAUUUUUGGAACGUUGGUUUGUACAGAUGUUUAUGAAUUCGACUAUACAGAGCACCUGACUUCUUCGCGAUCCUCAGAACCAGAAUAGCCUCAUUCUGAAAGGCUAUUAUAAGCUCCAAAAACGAAAUCCUAAGGACGAUCAGUAAAAGAGAACCCAGAUAGUCAUGUUUUUAGGCAUUGACAACGAGAACCGGAAAUAAUAAUAUUGAAAUUUAUUUAUUAUUAUAUUCAUUUUUGUUUAAAAAUCAAACUAAUUUUUAAGACGUCUAUGGGUUUUUUGAAUGCAAAAUAAAACAUUUUAUUAUUAGUUUAAAUUUAGUGGCCUCAAAAUUGUAUGUAUUUUUGUAUUUAAUUUUACGACUAUAUGUGACCGCGGCCGGCAAAUCAUCCCAAGAGAUUGAUCUGUAUACCAAUACCAAUAACCUGUCCAGGCGUCCUUAUGGCAAGCGACAAAGUGGGACGUUUUCCGGCCGCAGUCUUUCUUUCUUCCUCACGUUGUCCCGGCAUAUUGCCACGGCUCAUGGGAGCCUGGGGUCCGCUUGACAACUAAUCCCAAGAUUUGGCGUAGGCACUAUCACGUGUAUAUAAACUCUGAACAUAUAUAUUCUGUUUUAUAAUAAAAUCGAUUUAAUAAGCUGAAUAUAAAACAAUUGGUGUAUUUUAAAUUACAAUAUACAAUACAACAUAAUACAUUUUUUUAGUUGGUUGUUAGUAUUGCAUAUUUUGGUUUAUAUAAUAUUUCAUAUUUUUUUAUAUAAUUAAUUUAAGAAGUAUAGCAAAUUAAGCUAUCCACUGCCGAUUAUGGAAACAAUUACGUUGUACAGGCGAUGUACAUAAUUAUUUAGAUUAUUGUGCCAUGCACUGACAUUGUACAUAUUUACAAUAAGAUUGAAUUGUUAAGUUUUUUUGUAAGUUCCUACACAAUAAAUGUAAUUAUCAAAUAACACA
Molecule: messenger RNA, 2529 nt
Organism: Cydia pomonella (codling moth)
Lineage: Eukaryota; Metazoa; Arthropoda; Insecta; Lepidoptera; Tortricidae
Gene: Lst8
Product: target of rapamycin complex subunit lst8
Exons: 7
Coding region: 346-1290 (314 amino acids)
Biological process (GO): regulation of actin cytoskeleton organization; TOR signaling
Cellular component (GO): TORC1 complex; TORC2 complex
Molecular function (GO): protein binding
Source: RefSeq, a predicted model, not a curated record